Messenger RNA from Eremomyces bilateralis CBS 781.70, 566 nucleotides. RefSeq lists its product as uncharacterized. The transcript is spliced from 2 exons. The record is from RefSeq and is a predicted model, not a curated record. The coding region runs from base 42 to 566 and encodes 174 amino acids. NCBI's taxonomy places the organism in Eukaryota, Fungi, Ascomycota, Dothideomycetes, Eremomycetales, Eremomycetaceae.
CCAACAGUUGACUAUUCAAUUAUCAUCGUCUAGUGAUUUUCAUGAACAUCCUCCGUCAAACCGGCUACCUUUCCGCCCGCAGUUUCACGAUCCGAUAUCAUCAGCCCCUAACUCGACGAUUUAUCCGGACCGGAGCACCGAAGAUGGAGUCAAUCCCCGUCGUCACGUAUGGACGAAGGGCAGAGAUCGCGACGGCGAUUCAAAAGCUGCUACUUCCAGAAUACGACGUCGUCCACAUCAUCCUAGACCUCCCUACCGCCCUCCACGAAAUCCCCCUCAUCCUCACCCUUACCCCCCCUUCCCCCGCAUCCACCCUCGGCACUAACGCCGCCCGCGCCGCCGCCAACGAGCCGCUGCGUACCCCCAAGGCGGUGAUCUUUGGCGGCGGGAUCCCCGACGAGGAGGUGGCGCAGGUGAAGGCGGCGGUGUCGGAGGAGCAGCGGGGGGAGGUACUGUGGGUGAAUUUGACGAUGGAGGAUUACGCGCGGCAGGGGGUCCAGCAGGGGCCGAGCCCGCCGGUGGCGAAUGUGUUGGUGAGGGAGAAGUUGAGGGAGGGGGGGUUGUAG